Molecule: messenger RNA, 1901 nt
Organism: Neopsephotus bourkii (Bourke's parrot)
Lineage: Eukaryota; Metazoa; Chordata; Aves; Psittaciformes; Psittacidae
Gene: CD2
Product: CD2 molecule
Exons: 5
Coding region: 87-1016 (309 amino acids)
Source: RefSeq, a predicted model, not a curated record
CCACUGCCUGCUCACAGCAGAAAAUCCUUACACCUUCCAGGAGCUAUCAUUAGACAAGGGGCCAUUGGAUUUUUUCUGACCUGAAAAUGAACUUUAUGAGAAUUUUUCUAAUCAAGAGCCUGCUGCUUUUGUUUCCGAGUGUAAAAUGCUCUGUCACCAACUGGUUUUAUGUGGCAGUGAAUGAGUCGGCUCUUCUCAGCAUCACUGCUGCUGGGAGUGUAUAUGAUGCAACAUGGAUGAAAGACAGAAAAAGAUUGCUUCAGAUAAAAGACAGGAAAGUUAAGUACUAUGUCAAAAAGGAGCAGUGCAGGUGCAAGAUAUUCCUAAAUGGGACUCUGCAGAUAGAGCAGGCAGUGAAAGAGGACAGUGGAAAUUACACGGUGACUGUUUACGGGCAGGACGGAAAACAGAAGGCAGAAGAACAUACAGUGUUCAUCGUUCAGGGGCCUGUCCCUCAGCCAGUCCUCAGUGCUGAAUGCAUGAACAAAACUGUAUUUGUCAAGUGUGAAGUGAAGCAGAAGGCUAAAGAUGAAACGUUUAUAAUAGAACUGACUCAAGAUAAAAGCAAGAAGAUACAAAAGAAUGCAACAAGUUUGGAAUUGCACACGCGGCAUUCUGGGAUGUUCAGAUGUGUUGUUAAGAACCAAGUCAGUGAAAAAAUGGUUGAAAAAGUAACUAAGUGCUCAGGCCAGCUGGACCUUUAUCUCAUCUUAAGCAUAGCAGGAGGUGCAGUCUUCUUUCUCAUCUUCAUGAUUUUACUUAUUUAUUGUAUCAGGAGGAAGAAAGCAGAAAGGCUGGAAGUUGAUGGAGAGGAGCACUUGGCGCAGGUGCGCUCCAUGGACAGUGAGAUGAUGGUGAGGGAGCUCUGGCAGGCGCCGUGUAAUCCCACCCCAACGCAGCAGCGUGUGCAGCAGCGGCCGCUGCCGCAGCCCCAGGUACAGCAGCGAGCACUGCCCCCACGGCCCCGGCCCCGCACUCAGCAGCGGACUCCAAACCACCCCAGAGAGAGACCUUGAACGUCUGCCCCGGGAGGGACAGUGGCCUCUCUGCUCCACGGGGCACUAGGAAAAGAAAGCUUCCAACAGUAAGGAAUCCCUCCCUCCCAGCCUUGCGAAACACUCAGCUAUGAAAUGGCAGCUUUUGUUGCAGAAAAUUAGAGAGAGCCUCAAAUGGAGAUGAAGAGACCCAGUGGAGGAGAUUCAAGGUGAUGGGCAUUCAUCCCUGUGGACAUUUUUCUUCAAAGGUGUCUCUCCAUGGUAGGGUACAGAGCAUUGAGCCUUGAAACCCGUAUCUUUCUGUGGUUCACUUGUUUUUACUGUACCUUGUUGUCUUCGUGCCUCUUGGAUGGAUUAUACCAAGAAGAAGCUAAAGCCCUACUGAGACAAUAUGGGCCUAAGAUCUUACUGGGUUUUGUCACGUAUCGUUUGUUUCUCCUGCCACACAUUCUCCUGCCAUGGCUUCAGGAUCAAAUGCAUGACUGCCUGGGUUAAAAAAUAAUUGUAUGUAAUUAAAUGCUUGUCUGAAGCUGAUAGAAUUGCUGUCAUCAGAGAGAAGAAGAUACUGAAGGGAGAUGUGGGAGCUUUGAAGGACAACCGUUUGUGGAAAAAUGCAAGUGAGAAAGAAGUAAACUUUUCACUUUCUCUACCAUGGCUUAAAUUGCAGGGAAGGUUAAGUAAUGUGUGGUUUUUUGUUUGGUUUGGGGUUUUUUUGUUCCAAAUGAAGCACUGAAAUAAAUUUCUGGGAGAGGAUUUCCAGCACUGGGGGUUUCAAACAGCGGAUUAAGCAUUCUCAUCCUGCUGAGGCCCGGGGAACAUGCUGGAUGGCCUCUUCAAGGAAUAUUUCAGCUCAAGUUUUCUGUGACUCCUUCCUUACAAAUAAAAUUAAACUUUAUUCUCAGGAUA